GGGAGAGGUGCUUUUAGGACUGUUACUAGUUGUUAACCUAUUGGUUUUUAAAUUUUGUUGGAUUUUUCUUUCAGCGGUGGAAGCCAAAGGAAGUUUUAUUGGUUUGAGAGUAUUUUCUUUUGGCAGCAUCACUUGGAUAAAGGUUCAAGUUAUCAUUCAGCCUUGGCUGGAUGUCAGCUGGGUAUUUUAACACUCAUUUUAUUAGAAACCUACCGAGGAAUUAAAGAGACUAUAGAGCAGAAGGAUAGCUGUUCAAGUAAGAAUUUCAUUCAAUAAAGAAUUGGUCUUGGAGAAGAUUUUAGUCUUAAUCAGAAAAGGACUGACUAGAAAAUGAGUCCUACACUUACCUCAACCUCAAGCUCUGAAGAGUGCGAUUGGGAGACUGUUAAAACAGUUACAGUGGAGCCUUUACCCAGAAGAUCUUCACCUAGACUAAGAGCCCUCAGGAGCGUAAUACAACAGAAAUCUUUGAUAACCAGUAAACGGAAGGGACAAUGGUCUUCUGAAACCUCAUCUUCAGCUGAGGAAGGAACAUCUAAGGGACCAGUUAAGAGAAAGAAGAUCCAAGUCAAGAAAAAGUCUGAUCCAAAAGCAUCCCCCUCUGCUAAAGCUCUAGCACUCAAACAGUAUCCACAAUGUUCACAAUGCCUACAGUAUCUAGAUGAGCCUGAACUGAAACACUUCAUAGGAGACCCAAAUAAUGCUCUGGAAGAAGCAGAGAUGCUGGCUGACAAACUGUUGUGCAUUUUCGAAGACAGCGAAAAAGGCUUUGAGAGCUACGACUACUUCCCACAACAUAAAAUAACCUACUUCAGUGUUUAUGACAAACUCGGCCAUCUGUGCCCUUUUGAUACAGGACUAGUUGAAAAGAACAUAGAACUCUUCUUCAGUGGUGUAGUAAAACCAAUCUAUGACGAAAACUCAAGUCCAGAGGGUGGUAUCGCUGCCAAAAGACUCGGCCCCAUAAACUCAUGGUGGAUUACUGGUUAUGAUAGGGGAGAUAAAGCUUUCAUUGGCCUCACAACAGCUUUUGCUGACUAUAUCCUGGUGGAACCUAGUGAGGAAUAUGCUCCUAUCUUCUGCCUGAUGCACGAGAAGAUGUAUCUGAGUAAAAAAGUUGUGGAAUUUUUGCAUGAAAAUACCGAGGGCACUUAUGAAGAACUCAUCCAAAACAUAGAAUCAAACGUUCCUCCUCCUGGGCUGAACUUCAGCCAGUUCACAGAAGAUUCCCUACUUCGACAUUCCCAAUUUAUAGUAGAUCAAGUGCAGAGUUAUGAUGAGGCCCGAGACACUUAUGAGGAAUCUAUCAUUGUUGCUCCCUGCAUGAGGAAUGUGAUCAGCUUAGCUGGUGUUACUCUGGGACAAAGACGAGCCUCAAGGCGGGAAGCUAUGAAACUUCCCAGACAGAGGAAGAAGAAAGCCCCAACCAAAGCCACCACCACGAAACUUGUCUCCCAGAUCUUUGAUAGCUUGUUCUCUGAGGAAAUUGAUAAGAAUGGGAAAGAUGACUCGGAGGGGGCCUUAAAGCGCCGGCGCUGUGGCAUCUGUGAGGUUUGCCAGCAACCUGAGUGUGGGAUAUGUAAAGCCUGCAAGGAUAUGGUUAAGUUUGGUGGCACUGGGCGCAACAAACAGGCUUGCCUAAGAAGAAGGUGCCCAAAUAUGGCUUUAAAAGAAGCAGAAGAAGAUGAAGAAAUUGAUGAAGAUGUUCUUAUAACACUACCACCCAAGAAAGUGCUUCAGCAGAAACAAAAGAAACGGAACAAGACUACUAUUUUCUGGCUUGGAGUUCCAAUCAAGGAUGGAGAAAGAAAUUAUUAUAACAAAGUAUCCAUUAACUCUGAACAACUGGAAGUAGGAGACUGUGUAGCCAUCAGUCCUGAUGACCCUACUAAACCACUAUGGCUAGCUAGAAUCACUGCAUUAUGGGAAGAUAACAAUGGACAGAUGUUUCAUGCUCACUGGUUCUAUUCUGGGAGUGAUACUGUGCUUGGGGCAACAUCAGACCCUUUAGAGCUCUUCUUGGUAGAUGAAUGUGAAGAUAUGCAGCUUUCCUACAUCCAUAGCAAAGUGAAUGUUUUUUAUAAAGCUCCCUCAGAAAACUGGUCCAUGGAGGGGGGCUCGGAUAUUGAAGUCCCAGUGGCUGAAAAUGAUGGCAGAACCUAUUUCUACCAGUUCUGGUAUGAUCCAGACUAUGCAAGGUUUGAGUCUCCUCCUAUAGUCAAGCCUACAGAGGAUAACAAAUAUAAGUUCUGUGCAAGCUGUGUCCGUCUUUCUGAAAUGUUAGAAAAGAAUACCCCCAAAGUUUUAGAGCCUCUAGCAGAAGUUGAUGACAAAAUAUUCUAUAAUCUGGCAAUGAAAAAAGGCGUCCAGUACAGGAAAGGAGACGGAGUUUUCUUAUUGCCUGAUGCUUUUGGAUUUCUCAUCAAACCUCCAGUUAUAACCAGGAAUUUGAAAGAAUCAGUAAAUGAAGACCAAUAUCCAGAAUACUAUAGAAAACACUCAGAUUACGUUAAAGGCAGCAACCAGGAUGCCCCUCAGCCAUAUCGGAUUGGCCAAAUCAAAGAAAUCUUCUGUGAAAAAGAAAGUAAUGGAGCAGUUAUCAAACUCAGAAUCAACAAAUUCUACAGACCAGAGAAUACCCACAAAAGUUCCACAAAGAAGUAUAUUGAGGACAUUAACCUAUUAUACUGGAGCUAUGAAGAAGCUGUUGUGGAUUUUGAAGAUGUGCAAGGGCGCUGUGUUGUAAAGUAUUGUGAAGCGACAGACACUCCUGAGAAAUAUAAUCUUGGUGACAAGGAACACUUUUAUUUCCAAGAGGCCUAUAAUGCAAAAAAGAAAAGUUUUGAAGAAGUUCCAAAAUAUGCCCGUGGUAAGGAAAAAAGAAAAGAAAAAGGCAGAGGCAGUGAAAAACUUAUAACACUGGAACCAAUUCAAGAAAUGAAAGAAGUAAAUGUGCCCAAACUUCGAACUUUGGAUGUGUUCUCUGGCUGUGGAGGACUGUCUGAAGGCUUUCACCAAGCAGGAAUAUCUGAAACAAUGUGGGCCAUUGAAAUGUGGAAACCUGCAGGCCAAGCAUUCCUUCUGAAUUAUCCUAAGACCAUUGUCUUGUCAGAAGAUUGUAAUAUUCUCCUGAAAAUGGUUAUGUCUGGGGAAACUACCAACUCCAUGGGCCAGAAGCUGCCUCAGAAAGGAGAUGUGGAAAUGAUUUGUGGUGGCCCACCCUGUCAAGGGUUUAGUGGGAUGAACCGCUUCAACACACUCACUUAUUCCAAGUUCAAGAACUCCUUAAUUGCCUCCUUUCUCAGCUACUGUGAUUACUAUAGACCUAAGUUUUUCCUACUGGAGAAUGUAAGAAACUUUGUGUCAUUCAAGCGUUCCAUGGUUCUGAAGCUGACCCUCAGAUGUCUGGUUCAAAUGGGGUAUCAGUGCACAUUUGGUAUAUUGCAGGCUGGUCAUUAUGGCAUUGCUCAGACAAGAAGAAGGGCCUUCAUCUUGGCAGCAGCCCCAGGAGAGAAACUCCCCAUGUUUCCAGAACCUUUACAUGUUUUCUCAACCCGAAGCAGUCUGCUCAGUGCAGUGAUAGAUAAUAAGAGAUUUGUUAGCAACGUAAAGAGGCUGACUUCUGCGCCAUUUCGAACAAUUACUGUCUAUGACUCAUUGUCAGACCUUCCAACAAUCAAGAAUGGUGCUUCAUUAGAAGAGAUUUCUUACGAGGGGGAGCCCAAAACUUGGUUCCAGAGACAAAUUAGGGGCCCACGACAUCAGCAAGUCCUUAAAGACCACAUCUGUAAGACUAUGAACGCUUUGGUGAUGGCUCGAAUAAAACUGAUUCCCCUGGUGCCAGGGUCAGACUGGCGAGACCUUCCUAACAUCCAGGUACACAUCUCAGAUGGAAGUGUGACUAAAAAACUCCGUUAUAAGUAUAAUGAUAAGAAGAAUGGACUCAGCAGCACUGGAGCUUUCAGAGGGGUCUGUGCUUGUGCAAAAGGUAAACCAUGUAAUCCUUCAGAUAGACAGUUCAACACCUUGAUUCCAUGGUCUCUGCCCCACACUGGAAACAGGAACAACCACUGGGCUGGGCUCUACGGAAGGUUAGAAUGGGAUGGCUUCUUCAGCACUACGGUUACUGAUCCUGAACCCAUGGGCAAGCAGGGUCGAGUACUUCACCCAGAACAGCACCGAGUAGUGAGCGUGCGGGAGUGUGCUCGGUCCCAAGGAUUCCCAGAUACCUACAGAUUUUUUGGCCAGACUUUAGAUAAACACAGACAGGUGGGUAACGCAGUGCCUCCACCCCUUGCUAAAGCCAUAGGCCUGGAGAUCAAAAACUCUAUAUUGGCCAGACUGAGAGAGAGUCAAACAGAUGCAUCCGGAAACUGAAGAAUAGCUCUCAUGGACCACUUUCUAAUGUGCCAGUCUUUUUAUUCCAUUGUAUUUAUGAACUAUAUAUGAACUAUCUACCUCCUUGGCUGACAUUGAACUGUUUUUAACUAUCAACUAAGGACAGCUAUCAUGGAGUACUCUUUUUAAUGCGCCCAAUUUUUGUAUUUCAUUGUACCCAUGAACCUCCUUGGCUGACAUCGAAUUGUUAAUGAUCAAAUUGUUAAACCGUGAUAUUGUAAAGUGCCUUUUAUAUCGUCUAGAUUUUAAAAUUUUUAAUUAUAUAUUAAAUGUAACUUCUAAUGAC
This is a messenger RNA of Sarcophilus harrisii (Tasmanian devil), 4684 nucleotides long. RefSeq names its product DNA (cytosine-5)-methyltransferase 1. Lineage: Eukaryota; Metazoa; Chordata; Mammalia; Dasyuromorphia; Dasyuridae. The record is from RefSeq and is a predicted model, not a curated record. Gene Ontology annotation, cellular component: nucleus. Gene Ontology annotation, molecular function: zinc ion binding; DNA (cytosine-5-)-methyltransferase activity; chromatin binding. Bases 331 to 4377 code for a protein of 1348 amino acids. The transcript has 32 exons.